Trichoderma breve is the source of this 519-nucleotide messenger RNA. RefSeq lists its product as uncharacterized. NCBI's taxonomy places the organism in Eukaryota, Fungi, Ascomycota, Sordariomycetes, Hypocreales, Hypocreaceae. The coding region runs from base 1 to 519 and encodes 172 amino acids. The transcript has a single exon. The record is from RefSeq and is a predicted model, not a curated record.
AUGGACAGCGAGUGCGAUGGUCUAGAUGUCCUCUAUCCCAUUGAAAUCGAGUCCGACAUCGAGUCUACCAGCAGUAGAUCCUCGUCUCGACAUAGGGAUUUGGACAAGGAUAUGAUGCAAGACCUCGAGAACCUCAACUGCAGCAACGAAGCAUCCGAUGAUGAGGCGGAGCCCGAAGAAGAGGAUGAUGCGGAGUCGGAGUUCAUGAGGAGGCAGCAGGAGCUGAAACGCAUCCGAAGAGUGAGCAUGUCGAGCAGCUUUGGCAAGAGGACGCACAGCGAGCUAAGUGACUCGGAUGACAACGACUGUGCUCUUGAUGUCAACGAAGCCGGUUCCAGUGCUCGCCGCUUCCGCAAAAGAGUCCACCGCGGAAGCUUGCUCUUCCAGGAUCCUCCCGCACCUCGAAUUGACGAGCUGGAAGAACCCAACUCAGAUGAGGAUGAAUACGUCAAGGAGAUUCGUAUCGUACGAGGGCUACCAUACUCUUCGGCUGAGGUAAUGGAUACCGACUCGAACUAA